Molecule: messenger RNA, 15926 nt
Organism: Gorilla gorilla gorilla (western lowland gorilla)
Lineage: Eukaryota; Metazoa; Chordata; Mammalia; Primates; Hominidae
Gene: CDRT4
Product: CMT1A duplicated region transcript 4
Exons: 7
Coding region: 347-787 (146 amino acids)
Biological process (GO): vesicle-mediated transport; protein secretion
Cellular component (GO): Golgi membrane
Source: RefSeq, a predicted model, not a curated record
UGGAGUUGCUCCCUCAAAGCGGAGGUGAGGCCGGACUGAGGCUCUUACAGUGGUCCCUGCUGGCCCUUGGUGACGGGUCGCGUCAGUUCCGACCCGGACCCGUACGCUGCUGCGCUGACGUGGCUCCUGGAAGUAGGGCUGGCGUAGGGCCGCCAUGUUGCAGCAGGAUAGUAAUGAUGACACUGAAGAUGUUUCACUGUUUGAUGCAGAAGAGGAGACGACUAAUAGACCAAGAAAAGCCAAAAUCAGACAUCCAGUAGCAUCGUUUUUCCACUUAUUCUUUUGAGUCAGUGCAAUCAUCGUCUAUCUUCUCUGUGAGUUGCUCAGCAGCAGCUUUAUUACCUGUAUGGUGACAAUUAUCUUGUUGUUGUCGUGUGACUUUUGGGCAGUGAAGAAUGUCACAGGUAGACUAAUGGUUGGCCUACGUUGGUGGAAUCACAUUGAUGAAGAUGGAAAGAGCCAUUGGGUGUUUGAAUCUAGAAAGGAGUCCUCUCAAGAGAAUAAAACUGUGUCAGAGGCUGAAUCAAGAAUCUUUUGGUUGGGACUUAUUGCCUGUCCAGUACUGUGGCUGAUAUUUGCCUUUAGUGCACUCUUCUCCUUCAGAGUAAAGUGGUUGGCGGUGGUUAUUAUGGGUGUGGUGCUACAAGGUGCCAACCUGUAUGGUUACAUCAGGUGUAAGGCGGGCAGCAGAAAGAAUUUAACCAGCAUGGCUACUUCAUACUUUGGAAAGCAGUUUUUAAGACAAUUUUCAACAACAACAAAAGACGUGAAGAAACAGCAAUUAUAGCCGCCUAUAUAUGGGGGAAAAAACUUAGAAAACAGAAACCACCGUGAGAAAACCCAGACAUUAGAUCUAUUAAACAAAAAGUUUGUCAACCUUUAAAUAUGCUUUAAAAACUAAAGUAAACCAUGGACAAAGAACACGAGAAAGGAAAAUAAUGUAUAAACAAAGUGAAAGUAUCAGUAAAUAGAAAACAUGAAAAAUUCUGGAGCUGAAAAAUUUCUUAGAGGGGUUUACAGAUUUAAACAGGCAGAAGAAUCAGCAAAUUUGAAAAUAGGACAAAUGUAAUUAUCCAGUCUGAGGAACAGAAAGAAAAAAGAAUGAAGAGUGAACAGAGCUUGAGGGAUCUGUGGCAUGCUAUCAAGUUACCAACAUACGCAUUAAAGGAGUUCCAGAAAACGAAAAGAAAAAGGCAGAAAUAAUAUUUGAGGAAAUAAUGGCUGAGACUUCCCAAAUUCAAUGAAAUACAUGAGCUACACAUUCAAGAAGAUCAACACAUUAUAACUAGGAUAAACUCAGAGAUCUAUUACUAAACACAUUACAAUCAAGCUGUCAAAAGCCAGAGACAAAGACAAUCGUUAACGUAGCAGGAGAAAAACAACUUAUCACAUACAAGGGAUCCUGUGUAAUAUUAAAUGCCUGCCACUCAUCAGAAACUACAGAGGUCAGAAGGCUGUAGAAUGACAUAUUCAAAGUGCUAAAAGAAAAAAACUUAACAGAGAAUUUUAGAUCCAGCAAAACUAUCCUUCAAAACUAUAAGAAAGUAUGAGCAUGGUGGCUCACACCUGUAAUCCCAGUACUUUAGGAGGCUGAGGCAGGAGGAUUGCUUGAGCCCAGGAAUUUGAGACCAGCCUGGGCAACAUGGCAAAAAGCCAUCUCUACAAAAAAUACAACAAACAGCUGGGUGUGGUGGCAUGUGCCUGUGGUCCCAGCUACUCAGGAGGCUGAGGCAGGAGGAUCACUUGAGUCUGGCAGGUUGAGGCCUUGAUUGUGUCACUGCACUCCUACUUGGGUGACACAGUGAGACACCCUCUCAAAAAAAAUAAAAAAAAAAAGUGGAAAUUAAAACAUACCCAGAUAAAAACUAAGAGAAUUCACUGCUAGCAGACCUGCCUUACAAGAAAUGCUAAAAGACAUCCUUCAGACUGAAAUGAAAGGACACUAGACAAUAACUCCAAUCCACAUGAGGAAAUAAAAAGCAUCAUUAAAGGUAACUACAUAGGUAAAUACGAAAUAUAGUGUAAAUGUAUUUUUGUUUGUAAUUCUUUUCCUGUCUGACCUAAAAGACAACUACAUAAAGCAAUACUUAUGAAAUAAUGUUGAUAGGGUUAUAACUUAUAAAAGAUGCAAUUUGUAUGAUGAUAAUAGCACAAAGGAGGAGGAAGGGAAUAGAGCUAUACCAAAGUUUUUGAGUAUUAUUGAAAUUAGGUUGGCAUUAAUCUGAACCUACUUUAUGUUAAGAUAUUAAUCAUAGUCCCUAGGGCAACCUCUAAGAAAAAAAACUCAAAAAAUACAAUAAGAGGAACAAGAAGGAAAUCAAAAUGAUAUACUAGAAAAUACCUAUUUAAUACAAAAGGCAGUAGUGGAGAAAUUAAAUCAAAAGAUAUAAGAUGCAUAAAAGGAAAAGAGCAGAUAUCCCACGAAUGACUCCCACCUUAUCAGUAAUUAUAUUAGAAGAAAACCAGUUAAAUAAUUCAGUCAAAAGACAGAUUUGCGGCUGGGCACAGUGGCUCACGCCUGUAAUCCCAGCACUUUGGGAGGUCUAGGUGAGCGGAUCACUUGAGGUCAGGAGUUCAAGACCAGCCUGGCCAACAUGGUGAAACCCCAUCUCUGCUAAAAAUGCAAAAAUUAGCUGGGGGUGUGGUGGCGGGCACCUGUAAUCCCAACUACUCUGGAGGCUGAGGGAUGAGAAUCACUUGAACCCAGGAGGCGGAGGUUGCAGUGAGCUGAGAUCACACCACUGGACUCCAGCGUGGGUGACAGUGAGACUCCAUCUCAAAAAAAACCCAAAAAACAAAAAACAGAUUGGCAAAAAACAUGAUCCAGCUAUACGUUGUCUGCAAGAGGCACACUUUAGAUUCAAAGACACAGGUAGAAAGUGAAAGUAUAGAAACAGAUAUACCAUGCAAACAGUAAUCAAAAGAUAGCUGGAGUGACUAUGCUAAUGUCAAACAGUAGAUUUUAAGGCAAAAACUUUCAAGGGACAAAGAAGGACAUCACACAUUGGUAAAAGGACCAAUUCAUCAGAAAAACAUAACACUUAAAAACAAAUAUGCACUUAAAAAAUCCCACACAUGAAACAAAAGCUGACAAAACUCUCCAUAUUGAAUAAUUAUUAACAAUUAAUUUACUUUUUUUUCUUUGAGACAGAGUCUCACUCUAUCACCCAGGCUGGAGUGCAGUGGCGCUGACUCGGCUCACUGCGACCCCCUGCUCCCAGGUUCAAGCAAUUCUCCUGCCUCAGCCUCCCGAGUAGCUGGGAUUACAGGCCUGCACCACCAUGCCAGGCUAAUUUUUGUAUUUUUAGUAGAGAUAGGAUUUCACCAUGUUGGCCAGGCUGGUCUCAAACUCCUGACCUCAAGUGAUCUGCUUCCCUUGGCUUCCCAGAGUGCUGGGAUUACAGGCGUGAGCCUCUGAGCCUGGCAUAACAAUUUACUCUUAAUAAUUAUUAAUAACUAAAUGAGAUAAUCCACAUAAAAGAGUAAGCAUAGUCCCAGGUACACGGUAAGCACUUGAUAAUGAUAACUCUUAUUUAGAAAGAAAAACUGAGUUGCUUUGCUAGUUAAAGGUAAAGAAGUCAGAAAAUCUAGCAAUAGUGGCUGGAGACAUCAACACUUCAUUUAUAAUAAUGCAUAGAAGUAGGCAGAUGAUUAACUAGGAAAAAGAGGAUUCAAAAGCACUAUAAACAAACUAAAUCUGCCAGGCACGGUGGCUGAUUUCUGUAAUCCCAGCACUUUGGGAGGCUGAGGCGGGCAGGUCACUUGAGGUCAGGAGUUCGAGACCAGCCUGGCCAACAUGGUGAAACCCCGUCUGUGCUAAAAAUACAAAAAUUAGCUGGGUGUGGUGGCGCAUGCCUGUAAUCCCAGCUACUUGGGAGGCUGAGGCAGGAUGAACUCGGAAGGUGGAAGCUUCGGUGAGCCAAGAUCACGCCACGGCACUCCAGCCUGGGUGACAAAUGAGACUCCAUCUCAAAGAAACAAAAAAACCCAACAGACAUCUGUAGAGACUCUGUCCAACAACAGCAGAAUACACAUUCUACUCAAAUGAACGUGGAACAUUCUCCACAAUAGACUAUAUGUUAGGCCAUAAAACAGGCUUCAAUAAAUUUAAAAUAAUCGAAGUCAUACAAAGUAUAAUCUUUGGUCAAAAUGGAAUUAAAUUAGAAAUGAACAACACAAGGGAAUUUGGGAAAUUCACAAAGAUGUGAAAAUUAAACAACAUACUGCUAAAUAACCAGUGGGUCAAAGAAGAAAUCACAAGGGAAAUUAGAAAAUACUUUGAGAUUAAUGAAAAUGAAAACACAACAUACCAACACUUAUGGGAUGCAGCUAUAACAGUGUUUAUAGAGAAAUCCAUAACUGUAAACACUUAUUUUUUUUAAACAAGAGAUCUCAAAUCAAGUCUCACCUUUCAUCUUAAAAAACUAGAAGAUGACCAUAGUAAAUCAAAGUAAGCAGAAGGGAGGAAAUAAUAGAUUAGAAAGGAAAGAAAAAACAUAAAGACUUGAAAAACAGUAGAGAAAACAACAAAACUAGAAGUUGGUUCUUUGAAAGGAUUAGCAAAAUUGACAAACCUGGCAUCAGAUUGAAAAAGAUACCACUACUGUUUACUGAAAAAGCAGUCCUUACUGAAUGCUUUUGUAAAGCGAUUGGUUAUCCCAAUAGAAUAUACAUCACUUUAUACCUAUUUUUUGUGUGAACAUUCUGUUAUGUAAGCAUUCGAACAUUGUUUUUUCUCCAAAAAGUGCUUUCCACGAAUUGUUUCAUCCUCGUGACAUUCUUAGAAUGCAGAAGCUGUUGUAUUUAGUAAACUGUAAUCAUUAAGAACUUGUAUUUGAUUCAGGCAGAUCUGAGUUGUGGAUCCAGUUCAAUAUCCUUUUUUAGAUUUUGAGAAAGUCCCUUAUCCCAUUUUUACAGAUGAAGCAGCAGGCUGAGAGUCAUAAGCACAAGUAAAUACUUACCCUCUUGAGGUGGAAGGAGCUUGUGAGGAUUAAAUGAGAUAACUCGUGUAAAAUGUUCAGUAUAGUCCCAAGCCCACAGUAAGCACUUGAUAAUGGUAACUUGCUCAGAUGGAAAACCGAAUUGCUAAGCUAAAGGUGCAGCAGUCAGGAGAGCUAACCCCUAGUUAAGUGGCUUCUCUUUUAAUUUAGAUUCUCAUCUAGUAUAUGGCAUGGAUAAUCCAAAUGCAGCAAAACAGUCAAUUAUAGGAAAGAAUGCUGAUUUCAUUUUAUUUUUUAUUUUGUUUAGAACAAGUUAAAGAUGAUAGAAGAAAAACUUUAAACAAAAUAAAUGUAACGGAGCAAAGAAUGAUUCAUGGGAAUUGGGCUUUGCUCUGAAACAUGGGCAGUGAGUAUUUACAGGCAGAAAAAGGCUGAAGAAUGCAGAAACAAAGAACACAAAGUGGAUUGGUUUCUUCAAAGUUACUUUCCUUGUGAAGGUUAAAGUAGGGGGACUUCCUUAUCAGGCAGGCUAAAACUGGCUGUUCGGAGAUGUGGCUAUUAUCUCCCUCUCGCUCCUGAUUUCUUGGAAGAUCAGAUAACAAUGUAGUUUUGGCUUGGUGGCCUGGAACUUUACCGUGAGUAACUCCAUUUUGGUUUGGUCUACUGGGGCCUAGUGCAGGAACUUACUUCAAACCAACGACCUCCUAUAAAUUUUAUUUAACAGAGAUCAUAAGUUUAUGAGCCGGUAACUUACUAUAGCAUUCAUUUCUAAUUUAUAGUUAAAACACAUCCUGUUAUUUAUUUUUUUCACAUAAUUGUUGAAAUCCAACACAGCUACGAAUGAGUCUUAAUGUUUUUUAAACAUUUCUUCUAGGAUGUUGCCUUUCUCCCCAAGCCCCAGUUCCCUCUUGCUUGUAGCUUGCACUUGGUCCUCUAGAUGGCAACAUACUAACAUAUGAUGUAAAUGAAACCAACGCAUACUGGAGCAGCCAAUUUACUUGGUUUAGUAAGAAAUGAUGGUUUUCCUACAAGUGGUGAGUUAGGACUAAAUCCAUGCAUCUUAUUGUGAAAUUAGUCAAAAUCAGUGCCAGGGAAUGAAUAGAUGCUGAAUAAAUAAGUACAAUAUAAUACCCACAGUGUACCAGAGAUCAAGCAAGACAGGUACCGUAGACACAGUCAGACAUAAGAAGAACUAUGAGUGCUAUGUGUCUACCUUCCUGAUCUCGGCAAACCCUGCCAUUUAGCAAGUGAGGAAACUGAGGAUUGGGGGAUCAGUAGCUUUCCCGGGGUCAUGUAACUAGAGAGAGGUGAAGCCAGGACUUGUCAAUGGUGAGGCUUCGAUGAUGAGCUUGAAUUUAAGAUAUGUCAGAUUUGAAGCCAAUGGAGCAUAUCAAAUUAGCAAAGUGCAGUGGAAACCUGGAACUCAACCUCAGGAUUAGGCCAAAGGUAUACAUUUAAGAGGCAUCUCUGUAGAGCAGAGUCAAAGCUGUAACAAUGUAGGAGUGGUCUACAGCAACUGUGUCUGUUAAAGAGCUGAUAACUGAAGUGUAAUUCCCAAAGACCAAGGUGAUAUGGCAGUGGGUAAAGGGCAUACGCAGUGCAGACAAACAUGAGUUUAAAUCCUGGCUUCAUACUUACUUGCUGUGUUGGUCAUGGGCAUUUAACCUCUUAAAUAUCAUGAGAUACUUAAUCUCUUUGACUCUUUGCAAUAACCUUGUGAGGGAGAUACUACCACCAUUUUACAGAUGAGGAAACUGAGGGUUAGAGAAUGUAGGAGUUGACCCAAGGUCAUGGUGCAUCUAGUACAUGAUGGAUCCAAGGUUCCUAUCUGGACAGUCUGCCUUAGGCUUACAGUGCUAAGCACCACAUGCAGUUUCCCCAAUCAUACACCUUAGGACACCACCUUUGUAUGUGGGUCUCGUGCCAGAGAUGAACGUGGGUGCAUGCACAUGCGUGUAUGCACACACACACACACGCACACACACACACGGAGAGAUUUAUUUCAAGGAGUUGGCUUACACAGUUGUGGGAACUGACAAAUCCAAAUUCUGUAGGGCAGGCCAGCAGGCUGGAACUCUCAAGCAGGAGCUGAUGUUGCAAUCUUGAGGUCAACUUUCUACUUCCUCAGGAAAAUCUUAGUUUUGUUCAUAAGGCCUUUAACUGACUGGCUGAGACAUUCCCACAGAGUAAAAGAGCAAUCUGUUUUACUCAAUGUUAACAGAUUGUAGAUGUUAGCCACAUCUAUAAAAUAGCUUCAAGGCAAACAACACCUACAUUAGUGUUUGAUUAAAUAACUCAGUACUAGCCAAGUUGACACAAAAAAUUAACCAUCACACGCUUCCAGCUGUCUGCAAACGCUAUGACAGCAGGAAGCCUAUCUUUGUCAUUCGCCUUCCCAUUGUCAGUGCAUGACCCAGUGCCGGGCACCUAAUGGCACUCAAUAAACAUUUAUUGGGCAUGUGCCCGCCUUUUAACAGUGUAGGUGAAACCAUUGUAUACAUGCUGUUUUCAACUGCUGACCUGUGCUAGGUACAGAUUUUCAAUGUGUUCAACUCACACAUUACUUUCUCUGGGGCUCCCUGGAUGGAGCAGUGGAAGGACUGAUCUCAAAGCAGGAGACAGAGACACCUCAUUCCUGGAGAUCUGGCUUGGCCAACUGGGUAGUUUUCCUUUUCAGAAGAUGAAGCAACUGAUGGUCAUUGCCAGAAGCCAGGAGGAGGGCUGCCACUGCCAAGAGCCGAGUGGUGGUCCUGGUAGGACACUGCUCAUGCACUGUGACUGUUCUUAGGUUUCAGCUGGCAUCUGUUUCCAGCUCUUGGUGCUAUUUGCAACCUUGUGUCUUAGGAGGAAGGCAUAAAGGUUUUCAAGCAGCAAAACCUUCCAGGGUUAGUUAAGAGUGUUUCACUGUGGAUCUAUGAGCACCUAUAGCCACUGUGUGCAUCCGUCUGGGACCCCAGCAGCUGCUUCUGAGAAAACAGAGGGAUGGAGAAGAGGACGCCACCCAGAUGGUGGAAACAUCUAUCAAAAGUUAGGAUGUCCUCUGGAAAGCCUCUUUGGGUGUCUGAUUUCAUAUCUCCUUCCUCAUCAGAGAAUGGCGUCGCCUCCUAUUUGAUGAGAAUUUAAACACAUCUAGAGCAUGUGCUUGCCUUUUCCUAUCUCCUGCCUCUGGGAUCACAUCAUACUGCCUCCAAGAAUCCUGUCCUUAACCCCCUUGCUUAGAAUUUACAGCAUAGCCUGGAAACAACCAAGCAUUCAUCUUUAUUCUGAAGUACCUAGAACAGAGCUGGAUCUGUGACAGAUGCUCAAAGGCUGUUUAAUCAAACAGGAAAAACUCAUAUUUGGAGUAGGGAGUAGGGGGAGGCAAAAUGGUACUCUCAAUGAAUUAUAAUAUUUUAAAAUUUGUCUAAUAGAGAAUAUAAAACAAACCAGAGAAGCAUAAAGGAAGGUCAUGCUAAUUUUCAUGAGGUAUUUUCUAACUCCAGGAACAAAAUGGUGAAAGGGCAUUCUAAGUCAAAGGAAUUUAUCAUGUAAAGACGGGAGUAACACACACACACACACACACACACACACACACACACACACCCCACUCUGCUACAACCACAAGAAACACUUUGUUGUUAUUCAAAUGCACCAAGCUCUCUUCAGCAGUGUUUUGUAGUGCGUAUAGGACAUCUUUGAAAUAUUCUGGAUAUUUAACCUUUGUCUUCUUGGCAUGUUAAAAAUAUCUUCUGGCGGCUGGGCGCGGUGGCUCACGCCUGUAAUCCCAGCACUUUGGGAGGCCGAGGCGGGCGGAUCACGAGGUCAGGAGAUCGAGACCAUCCUGGCUAACACGGUGAAACCCCGUCUCUACUAAAAAUACAAAAAAUUAGCCGGGCGUGGUGGCGGGCGUCUGUAGUCCCAGCUACUUGGGAGACUGAGGCAGGAGAAUGGCGUGAACCCGGGAGGCGGAGCUGGCAGUGAGCCGAGAUUGCGCCACUGCACUCUAGCCUGGGCGACAGAGUGAGACUCUGUCUCAAAAAAAAAAAAAAAAAAAAUCUUCCAGCCAGGUGCAGUGCUCAUGCCUGUAAUCUCAGCACUUUGGGAGGCCAAAGGGGGUGGAUCACCUGAGGUCAAGAGUUCAAGACUAGCCUGGCCAACAUGGUGAAACCCGUCUCUACAAAAAUACAAAAAUUAGCUGGGCAUGGUGGCGGGUGCCUGUAAUCCCAGCUACUUGGGAGGCUGAGGCGGGAGAAUCGCUUGAACCUGGGAGGCAGAGGUUGCAAUGAGCCGAGAUCGUGCCACUGCACUCCAGCCUGGCAACAGAGCGAGACUCUGUCUCAAAAAGAAAAAAAAAAAGAAAAAAAAGGCCUGGCGGGGUGGCUCAUGCCUGUAAUCCUAGAACUUGGGGAGGCUGAGGUGGGUGGACUGCCUGAGCUCAGGCAUUCGAGACCAGUCUGGGCAACACAGUGAAACCCCAUCUCUAUUAAAAUACAAAAAAUUAGCUGGGCGGCAUGCACCUGUAGUCCUAGCUACUCGGGAGGCUGAGGCAGGAGAAUCACUUGAACCCGGGAGGCAGAAGUUGCAGUGAGCCGAGAUCGCACCACUGCACUCCAGCCUGGGCGACAGAGCGAGACUACGUCUCCAAAAAAAAAAAAUUCUGCUCUAUAACUUCACUUUUAACGUUGUUUAGGGAGUUUUUUGUUUGUUUGGUUUGUUCUUUUUAGAGGGAAUCUCGCUGUGGUGAUGCACAGGUGUGCACCACCAUGCCUGGCUAAUUUGUGUAUAUUUGUAGAGAUGGGGUUUCACCAUGUUGGUCAGGCUGGUCUGGAACUCCUGACCUCAGGUGAUCUGCCCACCUUGGCCUCCCAUUGUGCUGGGAUUACAGGUGUGAGCCACAGUGCUUGGCCAGGAGUGUUUUGACUUAUAUAAGUUUUUUCAAAAAUGUAGCCAAACUUACCAACUUUUAUGACUUCUCUUUUCAAUAUUCAUUGAAAACACUCUUUAUCAAUGUAAUAAUGAUAUGCUACAUUUUCUUUUAAAGUUAUAAAAUGCUGCUUUUCAUAUUUAUCUUUUAAAAUUAUCUAGAAUUUAUCUUGGCAUAUAGACUGAAGUAGGGAUCUCAUUUUAUCUUUCCCCAUGUAGACAGCCAAUUGUAUCAGCACCCUGUAUUGAAUAAUCCAGAUUUUCCUCACUGAUUUGUGAUGCCAUUCUGUCAUAUACCAAGUUCCUCGUGUGAAUAGGUCUGUUUUUUCCUUAUUUAUUUAUAGGGGUACUUUUUGUUUUCUGAAUGCUAAUUCUUUGCCACUGAUAUAUAUUGUGAAUGUCUUAUCUCACUUUGAAUUUCUCAUGAAUAGCAGCUCAAUUAAAAUUAUCAAUCUUUUAUAGUUUCUGUUUUAUGUUUCAUAUUUGUGAAUUUCCUUCUUACCCUAAGAACAUAAAGAUAUUCUCCUAUAUAGUCUCUUAAAUGUUUCAUAAGUUAUGUCUUUAAGCCUCCUCAAAUUGAUUUUUUUGGUAUGGUGUGAGGUAGAAUCUGUAGUAAUUUGUAUUAUUUGCUCACAAUUCUUUCUUUCAUUCCUGCCUGUGCCAUGAUUCAUUUUGGGCAGAAUAUACUCCACUUCCCCACUGUCUUUUAGCUUAACCACGUGACUUGUUUUGGUGAUUAGAAUGUGAGCAGAUAUAAUGUAUGUCCCACCCAAUAAGAAACUUUAAAUGUGUGGUUUGAUUUACUCUCGUGUAUUCCUUACCUGCAACAUGAGAAGUGCAUGCCCCGGGUGGCCACACUCCUUCAGCUUGGGUCAGAGAAUGAGAGACAUGUGGAGUAGACCUGAUCUGACCUCUGUGUGACUUAUAGACCUCUGUGUGACAAAUAUGUUUGUCAUUAUAUGCUACUGAGAUUUGGAAGUUGUUUGCUGCACAGCAAAAUUGCAGCAACAUGGCUAACACAGAAUCACAUUUCUUUUUAUGUCCCAUGUGGCUAACCAAUUACUGAAAUAUCUGUCCUUUUCACAUUAAUCUCCAAUGCCAACUCCAUCAUAAACUAAGUUUCUCUAUAUAUGUGGUUCUCUUUCAUGCCUCUCUUUUCAGUUACAUUUCUCUAUUUGAAUAUCCCUAUACCAAUACCUACUAACUUAAUUAGUAGAGAUUAUAAUAAUUUUUUUUUUUUUUUUGAGACGGAGUCUCGCUCUGUCGCCCAGGCUGGAGUGCAGUGGCGUAAUCUCAGCUCACUGCAAGCUCCGCCUCCUGGGCUCACGACAUUCUCCUGCCUCAGCCUCCCAGGUGGCUGGAACUACAGGCACCCACCACCACGCCUGGCCAAUUUUUUUGUAUGUUUAGUAGAGAUGGGGUUUCACCAUGUUAGCAGGAUGGUCUUGAUCUCCUGACCUCGUGAUCUGCCUGCCUCGACCUCCCAAAGUGCUGGGAUUACAGGUGUGAGCCACCGCACCUGGCCAGAUUAUAAUAAUUUUAUAAUCAACUUGUUAAGUACCAAAAAAGCUCUGCUAGAAUUUUGAUCAUAACUCCAUUGAAACCGUGUAUCAAGUGGGGGGAAUUCUCAUCUUUGUAAUAUUGAAUCUUCUGAUCCAUGAACAUUGUAUGUCUCUUAAGUCCUUGAUUUCUUUAAAGUAAAGUUUUUAUAAUUUUCUCUAUAGAGGUCUUUUCUAUUUGUGGUUAGCUUUAUUUUUGGGUACUUUACAUUUUCUGUUGCUAUCAUUAGUAGUAUUUUAUGCCAUCACAUUUUUUUAAAGGUUCAUUUUAAAUGUAUAUACUUUAGGAUUUUUGUGUAGAUAUUUUGGGAUUUUUAUCUAGACAAACAUGCAAACUGCAAAUGAUGACAGAUUUUUUUUCCUUCAUUUCCAAUCUUCAUAUUUUUUUAUGCGUACUGCUUUCACUAGGAACUCCAGUAUAAUUUUGUAAGGACAUGGUGGUAUCAAGCACCCUUGCUUGCCUCCAGUAUUAAGGGGAACAUUUAUAAUAUCACAGUUAACGGUAAAAUGUUGAAAGCUUUGUUUGAACAUGUGUGGAUGUCCACUUUCAGCCAUAAUGUGAUAACAAGAACCAGACUUAUCCUCCCACUGUGAGUAACUAGAAAGUGGACAAGAUACAUAAAAUAACUUAUUUCAGGAAGUACAUGAUUGUGAUCCCUGGGAAAAUGGACAUAAGUGAAAAGAACCCUAUAAUUGCCUUGGCUUUCUACCUGGAGGCAAUUUCUGACAAUAGGAUAAGGGAGGAGGAAUCUAAAUAGAGCCUGAAAUCCUCUGUGAGUUGAGAAGAUGAAAGAUGACCCAAAAAAGGGAACCCAGAGGACGUUAGGUGAUCUGAAACCAUGUCAUCUGGAAAAUAGUUAGAAGUCCUGGGCUGUUUAACUGGCAGUAGGGAAGACUGAGGGGCAAUAUGAAAACUGUCUUUAGAGAUUAGAAAAACUGUCAUGUUGAGCAGGGGUUGUUUGUGUUCUGUAUGGCCCUGAAAGACAGAGUUUAGGACAGCUGGAUGGAAAUGAGAGAAAGAGGAUUUUGGUGAAAUCCAAGGAAACACUUUCUAGCAGUCAUGGUUGAUCAGGCUGGAGUGGGCAGCCUUUCUCAGCUGGCGGAUGAAGGCACUGAGCAAGCAUGCUGGGUUGUUGCUGAAGGAGCUUCUGUAGUGGCAAGUGACCAAGCUAAAUGGCAUCCAGGGUCCCUUUUACUCUUAAAGUUUUUCAUAGUUUGGUUUGCAUAGCUUGGCCUCCAUAAAAGGCAGCUGUUACCAAAUGACAGUACUUUUUGUUUGUUUGUUUGAGACGGAGUCUCGCUCUGUUGCCCCAGCUGGAGUGCAGUGGCACGAUCUCAGCUCACUGCAAGCUCUGCCUCCCGGGUUCAUGCCAUUCUCCUGCCUCAGCCUCCCAAGUAGCUGGGACUACAGGUGCCCGCCACCAUGCCCAGCUAAUUUUUUAGUAGAUAUAGGGCUUCACCAUGUUAGCCAGGAUGGUCUGGAUGUUCUGACCUCAUGAUCCACCCACCUCGGCCUCGCAAAGUGCUGGGAUUACAGGUGUGAGCCACCGCGCCUGGCCACCAACUGACAGUACUUUUAAGGCAUGUUGAGAAAAAUGAGUCCUUGAAGACCCCAACCUUUAAAAAACUGAGUAGACAAGGUUUUAAAAGAAAAUUUUCCCUAUGCUUAACACGCAGUUUGUGUGUGUGUGUGUGUGUGUGUGUGUAUUUAUUUGAGAUGGGGUCUUACUUUGUCACCUGGGCUGGAAUGCAGUGGCAUGAUCAUGGGUCACUGCAGCCUCGAACUCCUGGGCUCAAAUGAUCCUCCUGCCUCACCCUUCCAAAGCUCUGGGAUUACAGGCAGCAGCCACCAUGCUUGGCUUGUAUUUAUAUUUUUGUUUGGCUUCUCACCUCCGCGUGUCUUUUCUUGAAGGCAGGGACCAUGUCAUAUACAUGUUUUCAUGUUCUAGUAUGGUAGUAUGUGGAUACCAGGUGCUUCUUCAAUACCUAAGUGAAUGAAAGAUGUAUUAGUCUGUUUUCACACUGCUAUAAAAAACCACCUGAGACUGGGUAAUUUAUAAAGAGUAGAGGUGUAGUGGACAGUUCUGUAUGGCUGGGGAGGCCUCAGGAAACUUAUAGUCAUGGUGGUAGGUGAAGGGAAAGCAAGGCACGUUUGACAUGAUGGCAGGAGAGCGAGAGAGAGUGGGGAACUGCGACACACCUUUCAACCAUCAAAUCUUGUGAGAACUCACUCACUAUCACAAGAACAGUAUGGGGAAACCACUCCCAUGAUCCAAUCACCCUCACCAGGUCCCCCCUCGACACGUGGGGAUUACAAUUUAAGAUGAGAUUUGAGUGAGGUCACAGAGCCAAACCAUAUCACAAGGUGACUUGACCUGAGGAAGGGUUGGAAAACCUUCAUCUAGUGUUCGCCUCUCCCUCUUGUAUCCUGGGCAGACAUCACUAGUCAACCAUGGAGCUCUUCUCUACUGAGCCCAGUGGAGCUCUUCUCUACUGAGCCCAGUCUUAGCCAUGGAAUUCUUUGGAAAACACAGAUUCUAGACAAUCACUUUUAAUUAAUUACAGUUAGCACAGACACUGUCUGUUUGUCAUCCCAGAGCUAAAGGAAUGCUUAGGAUUCUCUAAGGCACAGUGACAACCUGUCCUAGUCACAGUCUACUUUGCUGACCAGCUGCUGAGAACCCAGCUGUCAUGUGCUUUCCAGAUGUAGGAGUUACAUGGGUAUUGCUGGCAUGCUGAUGGUUCAGCUGAGUGCCAAGGGGGACAUUUUGGGCCCCUGAAUGCUAGGGACGCCUUCUGGAUGAUGCACAUGAAAAGCUUUUUAGCUUGGAUGUGCCGUUGAUAUAGUACGUAGCAUUGCAACCAUAUAGGGUAGGGUUUGGGACACAAUCACAUCUCUGAACCCCCUUAUAUUUGGGUAGAUCUUGAUGCUGUAUUGGCUUCACCUCCUGACUCUUAGUGCCUAUUGGGUUCUCUGUGACAGGCUGUGAACAUUCUUUUUUUUUUUUUUUUUUUUUUUUUGAGAUGGAGUCUUGAUCUGUCACCUAGGCUGUAGUGCAGUGAUGUGAUCUCGGCUGACUGCAACCUCUGCCUCUUGGGUUCAAGUGAUUCUCCUGCUUCAGCCUCCCAAGUAGCUGGGACUACAGGCGCGUGCCACCACACCCAGCUAAUUUUUUUUGUAUUUUUAGUAGAGACAGGGUUUCACAGUGUUAGCUAGGAUGGCCUCGAUCUCCUGACCUCAUGAUCCUCCCGCCUCGGCCUCCCAAAGUACUGGGAUUACAGGUGUGAGCCACCGCGUCUGGCUGAGGCUGGGAACAUUCUUGAGUGAGAAUUCUCUUAUGGUGCAGUGGGAAGAGAAUGGGCAUGAGACUCAGCCCUUCUGAGCUCACCUGUUUCUGCCACCUGCCAGCUGUGUAGUCAUCUGGAUGUUACUUGUUACUUACCUUUAUCGGAUGUGGCUUCCUCCUGUUUAGGGUGGGAUGGCAACAUCCACCUCAAACCAUUGUUUGGAGGUUUAAUGAGACAACCUAGGUAAUGUGUCAAGCAUGUGAUGGAUAUAAACAAUUCCUAGCACCCAUAUAGGUCGACUGUGCACCAUGUGCUACUCCAAGCCCUCUACAUAUAUUAACUCAUUUAAUGCUCAUAACAACUUGAUGAGGUGGAUGAUAAAAGUAUCACCCUUAUUGGAUAAGAUGAGGAAACUGAGGCAUGGAGUAGCUAAUUCUACUCAGGGAGGGUCACACAGCUAAUAUUUGGUAAAGACAAGAUGCAGAUCAUAGAAGUCUGUGCUCUUAACUACUGUGCACCUGUUAGAGAUCAGUACCCAUUUCUCUGCCUAACUAUUGAUGCAUAUUUAUUGACCACCUGCCCCCUGAAAGAAACUGUGUUAGAUGCUGGGAGGAUACACAUAUUAGUAAGGUACAUUUAGGACUGAAUGAACAGGGCUAUGAAAUUGAGUGGGACAUAGUCCUAGGCCACAGAAAGCUUAUUAUCAGUUGGGGGGUGACAGGGAGGCGGAAAGGAUAGACCCAAGUAGUCCACAAAAAGGCAUGUCCCAUGGAAAUGACUGGUGUGCAUUAUCCUGCCAGGAAUCUCUGUGGGUAAAUUAUUAAAUAGACACUCUCUUUUAUAAAGCAGCCUCUUUUGGGUUGGCUCAGCAAGAGAACUGACUGAUGGGGGGCUUGCUCAGCACUUGAAUAGAUAUGAUUGAGUUUCUGAGCUUGCACACCUAGGGUGAGAUGCCAUGCCUGUGCUUUUCCCAGACAGCACACACUGUGGGAUGCCCUGCUGAAGUAGGGCAGACAAGCAGGAUCUUCUAGUCUCUUGUAGCCAAGGCCUCUCUCCUGAAGUUUAUGCCCAGGUCUGUGAUACACCUGCUGGAUGUUCAUACUUGGGAUGUGUGGCCAUCACCUCAAACACAGUCUUUCUGGAAUCAAACCCACCAUAAUAUUGCUAACUCUUAAGGGAUGAAUUGUCCACCCCCACCCCCAAAUUCAUAUGUUGAAGUCCUAACCCCACAUUACUU